AUGCUGUUGCUGCUAACACUUCUCUGGGGGAAUGAGGGGACAGAGGGGCAGAGACAGUUUGGAGAUGGCGGCACGCUGAAAGUGCAGAGGUCAGUGACGGUGCAGGAGGGCCUGUGUGUCUCUGGGCCCUGCUCCUUCUCCUACCCCUGGAACAGCUGGGCUGACUCUGCCCCAGUUCAUGGCUACUGGUUCCAGAAUGGGGUCAAUACACACCCAGACUUGCCAGUGGCCACAAACAACCAAUAUCGAGAAGUGCAGGAGGGGACCAAGGGCCGAUUUCACCUCCUGGGAGACCCCCAGAACAGCAACUGCUCCUUGAGCAUCAGAGAGGCCAGGAGGACGGACCAGGGGACAUACUUCUUUCGGGUGGAGAAAGGAAAGAUAAAAAUAAGUUACCUAUAUCCCAAGCUCUCUCUGCAUGUGACAGCCCUGAUGUACGUGCCCAGCAUCCUCAAACCGGGGAUCUUGGAGUCCGGCCACCCCAGGAACCUGACUUGCUCUGUACCCUGGGCCUGUGAGCAGGGAACGCCCCCUAUGAUCUCCUGGACAGGGGCCUCGGUAUCAACACUGCCCACUACCAGUGCUCGCUCCUCAGUGCUUACCCUCAUCCCAAAGCCCCAGGACCAUAGCAUCAUCCUCAUCUGUCAAGUGACCUUGCCUGGGGUCGGUGUGACCACAUCGAAGACCAUCCAUCUCAACGUGUCCUAUGCCCCUCAGAACUUGACUAUGACUGUCUUCCAAGAAAAAGGCACAGCAGCCAUAGCCCUGAAGAAUGGCUCAUCUCUCUCAGUUCUGGAGGACCAGUCUCUGUGCCUGGUCUGUGCCGUCAACAGCAACCCUCUAGCCAGGCUGAGCUGGACAUGGGGGAGCCUGACCCUGAGCCCCUCACAGCCCUCGAACCCUGGGGUGCUGGAUCUGCCUCAAGUUCACCUCAGGGAUGAAGGAGCAUUCACCUGCCGAGCUCAGAAUCAUCUGGGAUCCCAGCAUGUCUCCCUGAGCAUCUCCCUGCAGAGAGGAGCAUGGUCAGGAGUGAUGCUAGGGACAUUCUGGGGUGCUGGAGCCACCACCUUAGUCUUCCUGUCCUUCUGCAUCAUCUUUGUUGCAAUGAGGUCCUGCAGGAGGAAGUCAUCAAGGCCAGCAGCUGGUGAGGGCUAUGCAGGCAUGGAGGAUGCAGAUGCUGUCAGGGGCUCAGCCUCUCAGGGGCCCCUGACUGAAUCCCAGGCAGAUAGCAGCCCCCCAGACCAGUUACCUCCAGCUGUGGCCGUCUCCUUCUCCAGAAAGGACCAAGAGGUUCAGUGUGCAUCCCUCAGGUUCCAUACGAUGAAGCCUCAGGUCCCACAGGGCCAGAAGGCCACCGGCAGCGAGUACUCAGAGACCUCAAACAUCAAGACCUGCAAGUGA
Messenger RNA from Carlito syrichta (Philippine tarsier), 1401 nucleotides. Its product is annotated as sialic acid-binding Ig-like lectin 8. Gene Ontology annotation, biological process: cell adhesion. Bases 1 to 1401 code for a protein of 466 amino acids. Gene Ontology annotation, cellular component: plasma membrane. The record is from RefSeq and is a predicted model, not a curated record. NCBI's taxonomy places the organism in Eukaryota, Metazoa, Chordata, Mammalia, Primates, Tarsiidae. The transcript is spliced from 8 exons. Gene Ontology annotation, molecular function: sialic acid binding.